UUUAAACAAGUUAUGGUUAUACAUACACUAAUUAUACGUAACUGAUGGAGAGACGCUACUUUCAGCACCUUGGACAGCACAAUGUGUGCUUUUGUUUAAGCAAAGCAACUUUCCUCCAAUAGAAACGCACGUUUUUAUCCCCACCCCUUUUAACUCUUCUCCCAGACCCACACAGGCCUGUUGCUCUCAGAAGCUGUAUUGUUAGUUUAGAAACGUUAGAACAAAUGGUGGAGAUCAUGGAUACAAAACGUGUUUCUCAUAUACUCUGCAAUGUCUUGCGAUGUCUAGCAGCCUAUAUGCAUGAACUAAAACCCCGAAGGAGUCUAUAGCUACUAGUGAAAAUACUCAAUUAAAAAUGAAGAGUAAAGAGCUUUUUCAGAGAUCUUUGGACUGGGCUGCAGUUUGGAUUGUUCUUAAUUCUUUGUGUUUUGCAACGCACGCUUUGGAACUUUUAUAUUCUACAGCUGAGGAAUCUAAACCGGGAACUAUUGUUGGCCACCUGGCUAAAGAUUUAGGAAUGGACUUUCAUGUGAUACUUCUAAGAGAGAUGCGAAUCAUCUCGGAAUCUAAUGCUAAGUAUUUUGACGUAGACCUGAUAUCCGGAGCUUUGGUGGUCAAGCAAACAAUGGACAGAUAAAGUAUGUGCGGAGGAAAUUUACAUUGUCACACUCGGAUUCAGAUUUCUCUUCAAAAUCCUUUGGAAAUGCACAGCGUUACGAUAGAAAUUGUGGAUGUUAACGACAACGCGCCACACUUCCAAAGCCGAAACACUUCUUUAGAAGUUUCAGAAGCGGCUGCGCCAGGCACUAUGUUCCGCUUAGAAAGUGCACAUGACCCUGAUGUGGGUGUGAAUUCACUGCGCGCUUAUUUUCUUAGUCAAAACGAUCGUUUUAUGCUAAAAGUAGAAACUAAAAGUGACGGAAGCAAAAUCCCAAUUUUAGUCUUGAACAAGCCUCAUGAUAGAGAAAAGAGGAACGAAUUUAGAUUGAUUUUAACAGCAGUUGAUGGUGGCAGUCCAGAAAAGUCCUGCAAUAGUGCCAUUUUUAUAAAUAUUCUAGAUGUCAAUGACAACUCGCCACACUUUCAUAAUCUUACAAAAAGAGUCACGCUUUUAGAAAAUUCACCUCAUAGAACGUUAGAUACAACUCUUAAUGCCUCUGAUGCCGAUCAUGGUCAAAAUGGUGAAAUAUAUUACAUAUUUGAUAAAUACACCCCUGACAAUGUUUUAAAACUCUUUAGUGUGGAUUCUGCGACUGGAGAAAUUAGAGUUACAGGACUAGUCGAUCACGAGCACGCUAAUGUGUAUGACGUCACUGUUCUUGCUAGGGACAAGGGAAUACCUCCCAUGGAGGGCUCAUGCAACAUCAAAAUCGAGAUUAUUGACGUGAAUGACAACACCCCUGCUAUCAGCAUUAAUGUGGUUUCUCCUGUAAUCUCUGAAGAUGUGAGUUCAGGCACUGUCAUUGCCCUAAUCAAAGUAAAAGAUGAAGACAAAGGGGAAAAUGGCGAAGUGAGCAUGCACAUCCAUUAUGGGUUGCCUUUCAAGAUGACUUCGCCUUAUAAAGGGCUUUUCACUUUAAUGACCGAUGGCCUGCUGGACAGAGAGGCUGUGGCUGAAUACACCAUUAUUGUGACUGCCACAGACUCUGGUUCCCCGCCCCGUUCCUCACAGGAAUCUUUUGUGUUACGUCUUUCAGAUGUUAAUGAUAACCCCCCAAUCUUCUCACAGCGUUCCUACUCUGUGGACAUAGCUGAAAACAAUGCCCCAAAUGCUCCCCUUCUGUCCGUGUCUGCAUCAGACCCAGAUGUGGGUGAGAAUUCCACUGUUUAUUUCUCAAUUUUGGAGUGUGAAGCUCUUGGUAGGUCUGUGUCUUCAUAUGUAUACAUUAACCCAGAUAGUGGGCAGAUAUAUGCCAUGCGAAAGUUUGACUAUGAGCAAUUGAAUGCAUUUCAAUUCAUAGUGCAGGUUCUUGAUAGAGGAACUCCAGCUCAAAGCUCCAACACUACGGUGCAUGUGUUUAUUAUAGAUCAGAAUGAUCAUCCUCCUGUCCUUAUAUAUCCUGCACUCCCAUCCGAUGGGACGCUGCAGUUUUUGGUACCUAGCACGGCUGGCAUCGGACACUUAGUCAAUCGCAUCACAUUUGUGGAUGGUGAUAGUGGCCACAAUGCCUGGUUAUUCUACAGCUUCUCGGGGCUUGAUACUGAAAUGUUUCACAUAGGCGCACAUACUGGAGAGCUGCGUACAGCCCGUAAACUUACAGAAGAGAACAGCAAGUCUGUCUUUAGCUUCAUUGUGAUUGUAAAAGAUAACGGCAGGCCUUCUCUCUCUGCUAGUGUGGUAAUUAACAUCACUCUGGCUGAGAAAGCUUCAGAUUUAUUUUCUGAACCCAGGAGCUCUACCUCCAAAAGUCCAAAAGGGUCUGACCUCACGUUGUACCUCAUAAUUACAUUAUCCUUCAUUAUUACGGUCUCAUUCCUGGUCAUCAUUUUUGUAGCAGUGCGCUGGCUCAGCCGUCAUGGUUACGUUAUGUGCCUCAUGCAAAAACUUGGCUUCAAACACACAUCUCGUGAGCACCAACACAAUGACCUCCACCUGCAGCUAAAUAAUGACGGUCCUAUUAGAUGCAUGGAGGUCGUGGGGGUCUCCCAGGAUUUACACAAACACACAUACAUGCCUGGUUUCUCCACUAUAUCCAGCAGGAGCGACUUUGUGUUUGUUAAGGCCCCACAGAGCACUCUAAGCAUGCGACUGUCAAAAAGAUUCUUUUCUCACUCACUCAUGAAGCAAAAUCCCCCUAAUGCUGACUGGCGAUUUCCCCCAAACCAGAGGCCUGGACCCAGCGGCCAACACAGGUUCCACACCUUGCAGCAGAGAUGGACUCCAUACGAGAAGUCCAGGGCUGGAGCUCGUCCUGAUGAGGCAGGUGCCAGCGCUGGUGUGAUAGCGGGAACAAGACCGUGGCCCAACCCCCCUACCGAAGCUGAACAGUUCCAGGCUCUGAUAGUGGCAGCGAACGAAGUAAGUGAAGCCACUGCAACUCUUGGCCCUCGCUACAAUCCACAGUACGGCCCGGACUACCGCCAGAAUGUCUACAUCCCGGGUAGUACCGCCACCCUCACGGUCAACCCUCAACAACAGGUACCCCAGCAGGCCCUUCCCCCUUCCCAGGCCCUUCCUCCUGUUGAAGCCCCCAAGGCAGCUCAGACGCCUGCCAGCAAGAAGAAGCCUACUAAGAAAGACAAGAAGUAAGACGCGUGGAAGCACUAUCAAAGCUGCAGAAAUAUGUCGCCAGGAUCUGAGCAUCUCCUAAAAAAAAAAAACAGAGUCCACAGGUUUGGUUAAAGAAUCAACAAUCUUUAGAUUUAAUGUUCUUCUCUGUGAGGUUUUUAUUUGUUUGUUUUAGAUUUCCUUAUUUUUAUUUAUUGUAUCUUGAAUUGCAUUACAGUAUCUUACUCAAUAACCCCCAACAAUCAAGCAUUUCCUGUUCUGUCGCUGAAACAAAGAACGACUGAACAAGAGGAGAUGUGUUCAGAUUCCUGAAGCUCUUUUUUUUCUGACAGAUACCUCUGUUCUGUAAAUAGCAUUACUAAAACAAGAAAAAAAUAUACAUUUCUUCUUUUAUUUUUUUCCAAAUGUCAUGUUUCAGCUUUCUUUUUGUGUUUUUUUUUUUUUCUCAAAGCAAAGUAGAUGCUUCUUGUGGUUACAAAAUGAAACGCUGGUAGGCUUUUUAACAAUGUGCCACAAAUCUCACCUUGACUGAAAAAAAAAAAGAGUAUUGAGCUGAACUAUGCAGUGAAAAGUGGAUACUAAAAAAAGGGCACACGAAAGUAUAUUUAACUAGUUUUUGGAGUAAGAGAAUACAUUUACAUUCGGUGAGACACUGGACUGUUGUCAUGGUAUUUAAAAAUAGAUUCAGUCUUCUUAUUAACUUCUUAAUGAUUAAGUUAGGCAGAGCUGAAUGUUGGGUUAACAACAUUUGACUAUUCUUUGCUUUUAUUUCCUGUUAGCUUGGUAUAAGAAUUCUGGAAAUGCAAGUAAUGUAAACAGUGUUUUUGAAGAUCAGAAAAGUUUGUGAAGACCUUACUCAGCCUUUGUAAGGUCAAGAUUGGAGAAAGAUUUAGGUCAAAGUGAAUGUGCUAAGAGUAAAUGGAAAACAUGAAGUGAACCACAAAGAAAGAAACAAAUAAUGAACAUGUGGAAAGACUAAUGACUAACUUAAGUGUAACACUGUACUUGAAUGGAUCUUAGAUGGAAGGAUUCUGUCCAUUGUUCUGCACCAACCACCACAGUGUAUAUAAAAUGUGUAACCUGUCUGUACAAACAUUAGAGCCACAAGGGCUGGCUGUUACAGGAAUGUUUCAGUAUUUUUU
Sinocyclocheilus rhinocerous is the source of this 4371-nucleotide messenger RNA. Its product is annotated as protocadherin gamma-C5-like. Gene Ontology annotation, cellular component: plasma membrane. Bases 641 to 3250 code for a protein of 869 amino acids. The record is from RefSeq and is a predicted model, not a curated record. The transcript is spliced from 5 exons. Gene Ontology annotation, biological process: homophilic cell-cell adhesion. Gene Ontology annotation, molecular function: calcium ion binding. Lineage: Eukaryota; Metazoa; Chordata; Actinopteri; Cypriniformes; Cyprinidae.